CCGGUGGCCCGGAGGAGGUGGAGGAGGAGGAGGAGCCGCCGCCCGCCGCGCCCGGAGCCGGGAGAGGCCGCGCCGAGCCGCGGGGACGCCGAGCAGCAGGCCCAGCCUAAGGCGCAGGCCCGGACGCCGCCUGGGGAAGAUGAAUUUACAACUGAUUUUCUGGAUUGGACUGCUCGGUUCAAUUUGCUGUGUGUUUGGCCAAACAGAUGAAAAUAGAUGUUUAAAAGCAAAUGCUAAAUCGUGUGGAGAAUGCAUCCAGGCAGGCCCCAAUUGUGGGUGGUGCACAAAUUCGACGUUUUUGCAAGAAGGAAUGCCUACUUCUGCACGAUGUGAUGACUUAGAAGCCUUGAAAAAGAAAGGCUGCCAUCCAGACGACAUAGAGAAUCCCAGAGGUUCCAGAGACAUAAAGAAAAAUAAGAAUGUCACCAACCGUAGCAAAGGCACAGCAGAGAAGCUGCAGCCGGAGGAUAUCACUCAGAUCCAGCCCCAGCAGCUGGUUCUGCAGCUGCGAUCAGGGGAGCCCCAGACGUUCACGUUGAAGUUCAAGCGUGCUGAAGACUACCCCAUCGACCUCUACUACCUCAUGGACCUCUCCUACUCCAUGAAAGAUGAUCUGGAGAACGUCAAGAGUCUCGGGACGGAUCUGAUGAAUGAGAUGAGGAGGGUGACUUCAGACUUCCGAAUUGGGUUUGGCUCCUUUGUGGAGAAAACCGUGAUGCCUUACAUUAGCACUACGCCUGCCAAGCUCAAGAACCCUUGCACGAGUGAGCAGAACUGCACCAGCCCCUUCAGCUACAAGAACGUGCUCAGCCUCACAGACAGAGGGGAGGAGUUCAACGAGCUCGUCGGGAAGCAGCGCAUUUCUGGAAAUUUGGAUUCUCCGGAAGGUGGUUUUGAUGCAAUCAUGCAGGUUGCGGUCUGUGGGUCGCUGAUCGGCUGGAGGAACGUCACUCGGCUGCUGGUGUUCUCCACGGACGCGGGGUUCCACUUUGCUGGGGACGGGAAACUUGGUGGUAUUGUCUUACCCAACGAUGGACAGUGCCACCUGGAACACAACGAGUACACCAUGAGCCACUAUUACGACUACCCUUCUAUUGCCCACCUCGUCCAGAAACUCAGUGAAAAUAACAUUCAGACUAUUUUUGCAGUUACUGAAGAAUUUCAGCCUGUUUACAAGGAACUGAAAAACUUGAUCCCUAAGUCAGCAGUGGGAACGUUGUCUGCAAACUCCAGCAAUGUCAUCCAGCUGAUCAUUGAUGCCUACAACUCCCUUUCUUCAGAAGUCAUUUUGGAAAACAGCAAAUUGCCAGAAGGAGUAACGAUAAAUUACAAAUCUUACUGCAAGAACGGGGUGAAUGGCACAGGGGAGAACGGAAGGAAGUGCUCCAAUAUCUCCAUUGGAGAUGAGGUUCACUUUGAAAUCAGCAUAACUUCAAAUCAGUGUCCAGUUAAGCAUUCUGAAACCAUUAAAAUCAAGCCUCUGGGCUUCACCGAGGAGGUGGAGGUGGUCCUUGAGUUCAUCUGCAAGUGUGAGUGCCAGGACACAGGCAUCCCAAGAAGUCCCCAGUGCCACGAUGGGAAUGGCACGUUUGAGUGUGGGGCUUGCAGGUGCAACGAGGGACGUGUAGGCAGACACUGUGAAUGCAGUACAGAUGAGGUGAACAGUGAAGACAUGGAUGCUUACUGCAGGAAAGAAAACAGUUCAGAAAUCUGCAGCAACAACGGGGAGUGCGUCUGUGGGCAGUGUGUGUGCAGGAAGAGGGACAACACAAAUGAAAUCUAUUCUGGCAAAUUCUGCGAGUGUGAUAAUUUCAACUGUGAUCGCUCCAAUGGCUUAAUUUGUGGAGGAAAUGGUGUUUGCAAGUGUCGUGUGUGUGAGUGCAAUCCUAACUACACCGGCAGUGCGUGCGACUGUUCUCUGGAUACGACGUCUUGCAUGGCCACAAACGGGCAGAUCUGUAAUGGCCGGGGUAUCUGCGAGUGUGGCGUCUGCAAGUGUACAGAUCCCAAGUUUCAAGGGCAAACCUGUGAGAUGUGCCAGACCUGCCUGGGUGUCUGUGCGGAGCACAAAGAAUGUGUCCAGUGCCGAGCCUUCAAUAAAGGAGAAAAGAAAGACAAAUGUGCACAGGAAUGCUCACAUUUCAACAUCACCAAGGUGGAAAAUCGGGACAAGCUGCCCCAGCCAGGCCAGGUGGACCCCCUGUCCCACUGUAAGGAGAAGGAUGUGGACGACUGCUGGUUCUACUUCACGUACUCGGUGAACGGGAACAACGAGGCCAUCGUGCACGUCGUGGAGACUCCAGAGUGCCCCACUGGUCCUGACAUCAUUCCAAUUGUCGCUGGUGUGGUGGCUGGCAUUGUUCUUAUUGGCCUUGCACUGCUGCUGAUUUGGAAGCUCUUGAUGAUCAUUCAUGACAGAAGGGAAUUUGCUAAAUUUGAAAAGGAGAAAAUGAAUGCCAAAUGGGACACGCAAGAAAAUCCGAUUUACAAGAGCCCUAUUAAUAAUUUCAAGAAUCCAAACUAUGGACGUAGAGCUGGUCCCUGAGUGCCGGUGAAAAUCCUAUUUAUAAGAGUGCUGUGACAACUGUGGUCAACCCCAAGUAUGAGGGAAAAUGAGCACCCUGCCGACUCAGCACUGACGGGGCUGUUUUCACAGUCACAGCCAAGGAGCUCCAUGGUCUUACGCGGUGCAGGCUUUGAAAAUGUAUAGUAUGUAUAAUUUUUAAGGAUUUUUUUUAUUUUGAAAAUAAUGUUAUAAUCCAUGCCGGGACUGACAGAGACUUGAGACAGGGUUGCUCACCUUGUCAGCCAAGGUCACGUUGUGCCUUCUGACCCUUUCUUCCUGGACUGUUGAAUCAAGCUCUCACGGGGUUGGCGAUGCUUCUCGGGUGAUUGAAAGGGCAAGAGUUAGGGUAAUGAGCAUGGUGAGAAUUUCUGUUAAUCAUGUGUUAAAAUGGAGUUUUAGCUUUACAGGUAUGUCAGCUUUCAGUUACACAGAUUCCAAAGUAAAUGUUCCACUAGCUAGUUUAGGAUUGUUUGUUACAAAUCUGUUAUUUUGCCACCUGCCUUUCAGCCGUGACUGAUGACAUAUCUGAAAGAUAAGUGUGUUGGGAGUUAGUGGUACAAAGCGGCUUUGAGAUGGUUGAUUUGCAAAGGCCAUGGGAAAGAUUCAGAGAGUUAGGAAGGAAAAACAAAUAGCUUUAAAAACCUGUGUGCCAUUUACGAGUUACUUAGUCAUGGUAACUUUAUGCCUUCUCUUUAUAAAUCAAGCCCUGGAUAAAAAUACUACAGAAUUUUCUGCUCACGCGUCCUUGAUUUAGCACUGUCUACACAAAGGCCGUAACUUACGUAGCAUUUGCUGAAUGGGGACCUUUUGCAUUGAAUUUAUUUUGUUGUUUUUAGUGCCUGGUGCUUUUUAUUGCCUCUUCUAAUCUUGCAGUGUAUGUUUCCAUUUUGGGGUAAGACUUUUCCUUUGAAGCGGUAGCUGUGAUUUGCUGUUGGUCCUGUAGCUUGUGCGGCAGUCCUCUCUCAUGCAAGCGUUACUUCAGUUAGCGCCACGGCCACGGCGACCACUGUAUUUACUUCUCACUGCUCGAGUUGCCUGUCACCUUCUUGUUUUAAGUGCCUUUUAAUUUUAACAGUUCACUUUUUACAGUGCUAUUUACUGAAGUUAUUUAUUAAAUAAAAAACCUAAAAUACUUGAA
Molecule: messenger RNA, 3704 nt
Organism: Oryctolagus cuniculus (rabbit)
Lineage: Eukaryota; Metazoa; Chordata; Mammalia; Lagomorpha; Leporidae
Source: RefSeq, a predicted model, not a curated record